This is a messenger RNA of Varanus komodoensis (Komodo dragon), 6316 nucleotides long. RefSeq names its product protein phosphatase, Mg2+/Mn2+ dependent 1K (gene PPM1K). Gene Ontology annotation, molecular function: cation binding; protein serine/threonine phosphatase activity. The transcript is spliced from 7 exons. NCBI's taxonomy places the organism in Eukaryota, Metazoa, Chordata, Lepidosauria, Squamata, Varanidae. The record is from RefSeq and is a predicted model, not a curated record. The coding region runs from base 334 to 1449 and encodes 371 amino acids. Gene Ontology annotation, biological process: protein dephosphorylation.
AGGCUCGUUCGGCUGCGCAGCCGCGAUUGGAUCGCAGACCGGAGGGCGGCCAGCCGCGCCCCGUCCCUAUAGGGCGCCGCAGCUGCCACACGACGCGCGAGGUCGGGUUUCUCCCUUUUCUUCGGAGCGGUCGCGGGCGAGGAACUAUUUCGGGAAUUCAGCAGGAGAGGCGUGUCUGCUGCUGCCCGCUGCCCUUCUGCGUCCGGGGCCAAGAGGCAGCCCGUGCGACUCGUCUCCUCGAGGGACCAGCCUUGCAGCUUUCUUAGUUUCUGGGACAUUCCAAGGCCUGCUUCCUGCGGUUUUGUUCUCCACCAACUUCUGUGGAACCAAGUUAUGUCCACUGCUGCUUUAAUAAAUCUGGUUAGAAAUGGGGGGAACCAAGUGAGGAGAGCGCUGCUGACGUCUCGUAUUCUGCAAGACGACAAGCGAUGGGUGGUCGUGUGCCAGAGCUCCACUACUGAACGCAGAACUUCUCGCUUUGACCUGGACGGCAGUGGCCGCCCUGCCACGUGGGACUCCUUUGGUAUCUGGGACAAUCGCAUUGACGAGCCCAUCCUUCUCCCGCCAAGCAUAAAAUACGGGAAGCCGAUCCCCAAGCUCAGCCUGUCAAAGGUGGGCUGUGCCAGCCACAUCGGGAAGCGGAAAGAAAAUGAAGAUCGUUUCGAUUAUGCUCAGCUGACCGAAGAUGUCCUGUAUUUUGCUGUUUAUGAUGGACAUGGUGGGGUCGCAGUUGCUGACUUCUGCAAUAAGUACAUGCGAAAAUAUAUCCUAGAAUUUCUUGCUGAAGAACAGAACAUGGAAAUAGUAUUGUUCAAAGCUUUUUUAGAAAUAGAUAAAGCAUAUAUGCAACAUGCUCGCUUGUCUGCUGAUGCUUCCUUGCUGAACGCCGGGACCACGGCCACUGUGGCCCUCCUGCGAGAUGGGAUUGAGCUGGUCGUGGCCAGCCUUGGUGACAGCCGCGCCCUCUUGUGCCGCAAAGGGAAAGCUGUGAAGUUGACCAUUGACCAUACUCCGGAAAGGAAGGACGAGAAGGAAAGAAUCAGGAAAUGUGGUGGUUUCGUGAGCUGGAACAGCUUGGGGCAGCCCCACGUGAAUGGCAGACUGGCGAUGACCCGCAGCAUAGGCGACCUGGAUCUUAAGGCCUAUGGCGUGAUAGCAGAACCAGAGACUAAACGUGUUCAGUUGCAUCAUGCAAGUGACAGCUUCUUGGUCCUUACUACAGAUGGCAUCAACUUCAUAGUGAACAGCCAAGAGAUUUGUGAUUUUGUGAACCAGUGCCACGAUCCCACCGAAGCAGCUCACAUAGUCACUGAGCAGGCGGUACAGUAUGGGUCAGAAGACAACAGCACUGCCAUCGUCGUGCCCUUUGGAGCGUGGGGCAAGUACAAAAACUCUGAGAUCAGCUUUUCCUUCAGCCGGAGCUUUGCCUCAAGUGGAAGAUGGGCCUGAGCACCUUCUGCAGCGAGAUGCUGAACGUGCCAUUUUGUAGGAGGCUUCCAAGGAAGAAAGCAAGUCUGUCAAACAACAUAACUUACUUGUCCAUCUCUCUUUCAACAACUAGUGCUUUCUGUUUGGGUAGUGAAUGGCUGUUAACUUGAUGUCGCCUCUUAACAAACGUGUCUGUUACUGCUUGUCUCAAGCCAACAGUUUUCACCCCCUCCGUCUUCAGUCAUGGAUGCUUCUGUCUGCUGUUGCAGGGAUGCUGGCUCUUGACGCCUGGCUGAGGUCUCCUUAUACAUAAUGUACUCUCGGCCACAUUUUAGAGGCCGAGAGAGAGUGGCAGAGGCCAGCUGGAUCUCUCAGUUUGCCUCGUAUUGCACUUAGGGGAGCAGGUACACAAGGAAGUAUGGCAUUUAUCUCCCUCACCAUCGUACGUUUUUGUUCCCUAUUCAAAGAGAAGUUGAAGAAAGGUAGCAGCUGGGAGGUAGCAAGCUGCCUCUGCAGGCACACCUUGCUUUGGUCUGCUGGUUCCAAGUUCACCUGCAAAGCUGAGUCUGGUCUGAGCCCAACACGGAAGAGAAGUUAUCUUAGUCAUGGAGUUGAUUAGGAUUCCAUACUGUGGAUAUCAAACGGCAGAGACUGCAAGGUCUUUUAUAUAUUUAUAUAUGUGUGUCCGUGCACUUGCCUGUGCACACAUGUGCAUGCUGUCUUUGCAGCCCUUUCUUCAAAGGCAGAGGGCAAAUUUUAUACUGGGUUUGAAGUCCACAUCUGUUUCUUUGCUCGUGGGAUCUUUGGCCAGUGCAUGGCAAGAGUCCUUGAGGCAGCUGUAGGCACAAGAUUUACAAGGGGGACCAUAUUAUGUGCCUUUAGAGGGACGCUAUGUAAGUUCUCUGUAUUUAUUUGUGUUCUUUAAAGAUGCUUAUCCUAAGAAACCUCUAAUGUUACUUAAAUAUGCUCUACAUGGGCUAAACUGUCAACAUGUAUUCUUUAGUUCCUUUUACGGUGAUAAGUCUCUUUCUUUCUCUUCAGACUCACUGAAAAAUGCUGUCCCAACGCACAAAGUUAACUGAGAGAAAUAUUGUGGCCAGAGGCCAGGCAGAGUGUGAAUUGUACAAAUGUUAAGUGCCAGCUUUUCAGACAUAGAGGUGUUCCCCCACCCUGCCAAACGGGUAAAAGUUUUGUUUCCUUCCGUGGUUGAUUUUUGCAAGGGAACAGCAGGUGCAUAUUUAAAAUUCCCCCUGAAUUUCAACUAAACAAAUUUUGAGGCAAAUUUGGAUAUAAAGGUUUCAUUGAAGCUAAGAAUAUUUCUUCAGGAGAAUCAGCACAGUACCAUUUCACCAUUUUUGGUAUGAAAAAAUAGUCUGUAACUGGAGUUCCUUAGUAGGAUUUCAGAAUUUGAGUGUAAGCAUUUCUACGGGCUAAGGAAGCGAUCUGGAACAUUCAUUUAUGGGGACCACUCUGUUUCUCUAGAUGUCACAUGUAGAUGAGAAUGGCUUCUGUGCAACCAACCUGUGAGAAUCCAUGCUCUUUAUUUUUUACAUAUUUGGAUAAUUUCCCUGGAGUAAAGCUAAUUAAAAUUACAGUGAGAAUAAGUCCUGCUGGAGGUUACUUUGGACGGUACUUUGUACCAGGACGGAAAAGCACUGAGCCCUGAUCACAAUGUGAACUCUGGACCACCUGUUAAUACCUGUACUGCCUGGCCUACACCUUUUGUAUAAAGCAUUCCAGUUCUGGUUCUGUGCCUAGUAGUAAUGGAAGACAUGCUUGGGAAACAAAGUGUACCCUGAUAUUGUCCUGUUGUUGUUCAGUGUGCAUUUUACCUGUUUGUAUAAUAUAUGUAGCUAUAAACAGUACUUAUGAAAGGCUUUAGAAGUAAAAAUACGUAAAAAAUAAAUUAUUUGUGCAUAUGUACCAUAUCCAUUGCUUUCACUCUAGGUCAUUAGAGUUAAGGCCAUGCUUCUCUUUACAGCUUCCAGGUUCCUGUUCUUUAAAACCUCCAUGGGGAAUUCCACCCCACUCCACCAAACAAAUGCCAGUUCUAAAAUAGGGAUUUCCUCAGCAGCAGAAAGGAUUAAAUUCCCUCUCCAUACCUGCUGUCCCCCACUCCACAGUUGUUUUAUUUGCAUUACAUAAAGUAAAUUAAUCUGCAUGUUGCGUGAUUGAAGAGAGCAUUUUACCUCACAGCCCAUAAGUAAGAUUAGCCGCAUCGCUCUUCGGGCUGGGAAAGUGCUAAACUUAAGGACAUCCUACCACACAACUUGCAGCGUGGCAAAAGUAGGGGGAAGAUGCAGGCCUGCUGGACGUGGUCACUGUUACGUGUAGCUGUGAUUUGAGAGAGUGCUGAGAGAAGGUUUGUUCAAAAAUCAGGGACUCUUAUUUAACUGGAGGGGAACGAAGAACUAAACUGGGCCGCACAAGCAGCAGCCCACCAAGCAAAAUGUAGACCAGCAGCCAUCCGUGGCAGCUCACUGAGGCCUUACUAAAUCUGAGUUGUUUGCUGUGUGGCUUAUAAGCAGGUUAUCAGGUAUCCGGCUUCCUGUAAUACACAUUCGGCUUGGUGGGUUGCAGAUGGUUCAGGAUUGCACCACAGGCCUCUGCAACACCGUCUGAUAGCUGCCCAUCCAGUAGCCAGCUGUUCUUCUGCAGAAGACAGCUCCCCAUCCCUUGCAACAAAGAGUGGCUGGAUGAAGGCCAUGAGCUGUAUGGUGCUCACUGUGCUUCGGUUGACUAAAUCUGGGGAGCUCCCUGGCCUGCUGAAAGCCACCUCGGAUGUAUAGUCUUUGGCGGCAGAGUAUCUGAUUCUGUGUUAGCUAGAUAGUUUGGAAGGUGGCAAGGAGUUGGCACUUUCUGAUUUUAUUGCAAAACUGGAGGUCUAGCCUAGCAUAAAAUCCAUAUGCCUCAUUCAGCACUGGUGCUUAUGCAUGCUGUGUUAGGGCAAUGGAAUGGAUCCCUUUUUAGGUAGUGCAUAAACCACGGCUGUUCCAAAAGUGUGUGGGAUUCUUUUGUUAAUCCUGCUGGCCAAAGUGAAAAAUAUUCCUCAAAGAGGUCUGUGAUAAAAGAAGGCAAAAAUGUUAACUAAUACAGAGCGAGGGUGAUUGGUUAGCCAUUUGGUGGAGGUUCCUCCUGUGUCCGGUCUAGGAAGCAUUGCCCUCCCUCUUAGUUGGCCUUGUUUGUCCUUGAAGACCUUAUGUUGUUAGAUCUGAUUGGCUACAAAAUGGUAUGACAUGGUGUUUAUAUCAUGAAACCUGAUAGGCUGGAUGUCAGAACAGGAGGAAAAACAAACAAACAUAAUUUGACCCCCAAAUUAACAUUGAAGCUGGGGAAGAGGUGAAACUCCAGCAAGAUAUAGUCUCAAAUAUUAGUAAAAUUUUCACCCAUCCCUUCUGUUACACAAGCUGAAAUAGGCGAACCUUGGGCCCAGUCCUAACCAAAACCUCCAUCAAUGGCACAGAUGUUCUUGCAGUCUACGAAUGUAUAUCUGUAUGUCACAGGGAAAAUUAAAACCACUUGCUCAAAAGAGCUGCUAGUAGUUGUUUCCAGAUAUUGCAGGCCUUUUUUCUAUCUAAACUUGCAUGGGAUUGCAUUCUUACUAGUAGAAGACAGGACCAUGAUUGGCUAAUGUGUACUUAAAAAGGGUGUCCAAUAACUGUGGGAUAUAUAGCUGUGAUUUAUAUAUUGAGUAAGUACGUGGAAUCUGUGGCUCAGCCAAUAGUUCAUAUUAAAUGAUUCCUUUUAAAACAGUAUUUGUAAUGGAAGCAGGUCAAAGACCGAACACCAUUUUAAUAAAAAGCCCUGUUCCCUGGAACUUAAAACACAAAUUCACUUUUUCUUUUGUUAAAUGAAAUUCCUUCCUUUUAAAAUAACUAUAUGAGCCCGAAGAAUCAUUGUCUGCACCUUACUUCCACCCUUGUAAAAAGUGAAUGAUGGUUCUUAAAGUAAAAGGGAAUCGAUCAAACUCAAUGGUGGGAAAAUGAGAAGAAACAAUUGCAUAUUCAGAAGCCAAAAUGGACUCUGGUUGAUCAAAAGGAUGCAGGAUCAACACAUGUUUUACUCUUCUUGUUUUCAACAUACUGACCAAUUAACAGGUCAGUUGAGUUUUGAGACUGGGGAAGGGUCAGUUUGAGUGUGCUUGAAACACUUGGAUUUAACACUACUAAUCAAUAGGUCAUCUUACCACCAUGUUGAGUGUACCGUGGAGAAAGACGCUCUCUACAGGUGUUCCAAAGUUCUAAAGCUACAGUGUCUCCUCCAGGACAGGUAAUGGUUGGGCGAGGACACCCGUUCCUGGAUGUGGCAAGUGCUUUGGCAGCUUCAUACUGACUUGUAUAAAUACUGAAGUGCACUUUUGUAAAUUGUGUUGCAGAUUUUUUGCCUUAGGACGUUUGUGCAAAUUUUAAUCUUGACAGUCCAGCCUGCAUGGGGGACUCCAGCUUGGAUAAUCUUUUGUGCUGAUGCCACCUGUUGUAUUUCUGUAGUGGCAAAGGAUGUGUAUAGUAUGUAUGUACGCAUGGGAAUGCGGUGAUUCCUUCUUUUUAUGUAUUGGGUCUGCCUGCUGUUUGAUGGCAAAACAAACAACUUUCACUGCAAUCCUACGCAAGUUUGGAUGGAGAAAAGGGCUACAAAGGAGUUGUAAGCCUUUUUGUUCUGUCUAAGCUUACAGAGGACUGCAUACUAGCUGAAGGCAGAACUGCAGUUGGCUAACGUACUUUAACGAGGGUGUCCAAUGAUUGAAGCCUGUGGUAGAGCUGUGAUUUAUAUAUUGUGUGACUGUGUGGAAUUUAUGGCUCAGCUGUUGCUUCAUUUUACAUGGUUGCUUUUAAAACAAUUUGUAAUGGAAGCAGGUUGAACACUAUUUUAAUAAAAAGCUUGCUCCCAA